Messenger RNA from Manduca sexta (tobacco hornworm), 1214 nucleotides. RefSeq names its product leukocyte receptor cluster member 1 homolog. Bases 283 to 1149 code for a protein of 288 amino acids. The transcript has 2 exons. Lineage: Eukaryota; Metazoa; Arthropoda; Insecta; Lepidoptera; Sphingidae. The record is from RefSeq and is a predicted model, not a curated record.
CCCGGACAAAUGUACCGCCUCUUGUAUGUCCUACUCAACAUUAGUAAUCAUUAGUUCCCGAGACCAAUAAACUAGAGUUGUUUUUUGUCAUUGGCUAAUGGUUAUUUCUAUAAGAAUAACAACAAAUUGGAAUUGGAUGAUAAUAAAAAUAUUUUUCAUAAUUAUAUCAAGCGUAGCUUCUCUAAGUAAUCUGUGAUUAUAUCUGCAUCUUGUCGAUGUGUUAUUUUAUUACUUUGAACGGUGCCUAGUUAAAGGGAUUUAUUUAUAAAUAAGCUUACAAAUAUGAAUAUUUUACCGAAGAAAAGAUGGCAUGUGAGGACUAAAGAAAAUAUAGCUAGAGUAAGGCGGGAUGAAGCAGAAGCUGCGGAAAACGAGAGACAAGAAAAGUUAAGAGUUGAAAAUGCUGAUCGUGAAGCAAGAUUGAAUUUCUUAAAACAAAAAAGCAAACAAAAUCUCCUUGAACAUGGAGUUAUCGCAGAGAUUCGAGAAACCCAUGAACAUAUUGAAGUACCUGGAGAACAUAUUAACUUAUUUGCAGAUAUUGAUGGCGCUAUUAAAACAAAAAAUAAAGAACACGAAAUUGAAGCAAGGUUGAAAAAAGAAGAGUAUGAAAAACAAAUUGGUUAUUUAACUUAUCUAGGACAGGAUACAAAUGAAGCUCUUGGGAAAAAAAAUUGGUAUGAGGUAGCCCCAGGCCACUCAAGACUUGAACAUGGUAAUAGAAUAAAGGAGACCUACAACAAAUUAGUGCUUAAAGAUGAAGAAGGUAAACCAAAACCUAGAGAACUAGACAUUAAAAAUGGAGAAUUAGGGUGGAAAUCAAAGCAAAGAGAUGAUCCAAUAUAUAAAUUUAAAAAAUAUUUGAACAAAGAAAAACCAAAAAAUAAUUCAAGUAUUUCUGAGGGUGAUAAACAAAAGAACAAUUGUAUUAGCUCAAAAAAAGAAAAAGAGGAUAAAAAAGACAAACUACAAAAGCUAAGAGAAGCUCGCCUUAAACGAGAACAACAGGAAAAAUACAGAACGGAAUUAUUCUUAAAAAAAUUACACAAUCCUAUUAAUGCUGAUACCAAAAUACAAAAGGAAACUGAAGUUAAGCAAAAAUACAAUUCUCAAUUUAAUCCUGAUCUUGCUCGACAAAAUUUCAGAUAAAUGCCUCCAAUAUCAAAUACCUCAAAGUAGUAUACAGUGAAUAAAUAUAACUGAGUAAAACUGUC